AUGGGAAGUCUCCUCAGGCCGACUCCGGUGUUGUUCAAUCGUAUUGGACCGCCGCUCAGGACGGCUCAGAUCGGUCCCACUGUGGGCGGCAACGGAGGAAGAACCUUCGUCCUCUACUUGACUACUACCAUCAAUGUCCUUAUCGCCUUUCAAGUGUCCUGGGCCUGCUAUCUGCAGCCUAGGUGGAGGAGCUUCAGAAGCGACAUGUUGGAGAAGUUCCCGUCCCUCCAGCCGGAUAUGGAUGAGAAGGACUGA
Perkinsus marinus ATCC 50983 is the source of this 255-nucleotide messenger RNA. RefSeq lists its product as hypothetical. Bases 1 to 255 code for a protein of 84 amino acids. Lineage: Eukaryota; Perkinsozoa; Perkinsida; Perkinsidae. The record is from RefSeq and is a predicted model, not a curated record. The transcript is spliced from 2 exons.